GCGAACCGCCAUGCCCAGCUGGGUCAUAGACCGGUACGGCAGCAACGAGGUGCUGCGCUUCACCAGGGACAUGAUGUUCCCCAUCAUACACUUCCCCAACGAGGUCAUCAUUAAGGUUCACGCUGCGAGCCUGAACCCCAUCGACCUCAGCAUGAGAAGUGGUUAUGGUGCGACCGCGUUAAAUAUGAAGCGGGAUCCCCUGAAACUCAAAACCGGCGUGACUGAAUUUCCUAUGACACUUGGUCGAGAUGUCUCUGGUGUUGUUAUGGAAUGUGGACUGGGUGUGUCUUAUUUCAAACCUGGAGAUGAGGUGUGGGCAGCAAUUCCCCCGUGGAAACAAGGCACUCUGUCAGAGUUUGUGGUAGCUAGUGGAAAUGAGGUCUCUUUUAAGCCAAAGUGUCUCAGUCACACAGAAGCUGCUGCCUUACCAUAUGUUGGUCUCACUGCGUGGUCUGCACUUAACCAAGUGGGAGGACUGAACCAAAGUAAUUGUAGUGGGAAAAGAAUAUUAAUAUUAGGAGCUUCAGGAGGAGUUGGUACAUUUGCUGUACAGCUAAUGAAGGCCUGGGAUGCUCACGUGACAGCAGUUUGCUCUCAUGAUGCCAGCACACUGGUGAAAAAGCUUGGAGCAGAUGAUGUGAUUGAUUAUAAAUCUGGGAAUCUGGAAGAGCAGCUUAAAACAUUACCCUUGUUUGAUUUUAUCCUGGAUAAUGUUGGUGGAUCCACUGAGAAGUGGGCACUUGAUCUCUUGAAGAAAUGGUCAGGAGCAACGUAUGUUACCUUAGUGACACCUUUCCUGAUCAAUAUGGACAAACUUGGAGUGGCUGAUGGAAUGUUGCAAACAGGAGUAACUGUUGGUUCCAAAACUCUAAAGCAUCUCCUUAAAGGCGUCCAUUAUCGAUGGGCAUUUUUCAUGCCAAGUGGCCCAAGUUUGGAUGAAAUAGCAGAACUGGUUGAUUCUGGAAAGAUUCAACCAGUUAUUGAUGAAGUCUUCUCAUUUUCUGAAGUUCCAAAGGCCUUUCUGAAAUUGGAAGGAGGACAUGCACGUGGAAAAACAGUGAUCAAUGUAAUUAGUAGACAAUAAAGUAUCUCUAAUCAUUAUUCUGCCUGCAGUCAGUCCUUCAGCAUGAGUUGUGCAGCUGUGGUGGUGCACAAGUCAUGUCAUGCAAUGCUUCCACCAGGGGACAGAAGUGGCAGCCGUGUGGAUGGUGACCCCGUGCACAAGUGCCCUGAACAAUAUAGAAGAAUCACCCAUUCCUCAGAGCCUGCAGCUAUCCCACACUGUGUAUUCACUCCUCAGGGGCUGGCUGUCGCAGAGGAAUUAUGGACCGAGAUGGGCACAAGAUGAAAACAAAACUAACCAUUUCACAUUUCUACCUUUAAAAAGAAUUUCAAUAAAAAGUUACCUAACUUAAAUUUAUUUGUAAAAUGCUAUAUUAUAUAUAGCAAUAGCACAUCAAUAUGACAAAGUACCACUAUUUGGAACCAGUAACAACAUAUUUUCUAUUAAGGACUAGAAGCAGCACACUUCAGAGCAACAAAACUUCAGUGCAUCUUUACAAAAAGAAGAAAAUUAGUAAGGCACUUCCUCUAGGGUGCUAAUAGUAAAAGCACCACUAUCCUUUGAUACAAUAGAAUAGUAAUGAAAAUGUUAAUUUUAAACAGACUUACUAUGCAAGACAAAGGCCUGGAUGUUCCUUGGAGCAGCUUGUAAUAACACUGGUCUAAGCCAGAACAAAACACAGCAGCAGAGUACCAGAGUUUGUAUUUUACCUUUUUGCCAACAUUAUUAAGGAAAACUAAGGAAAACAAAGCAGGGCAACAGAAGGACCUCCUGUAGUCAUCAGAACAUCCUACUUGUCCAAGCUUUUUACUGAACCGGUGACACUUACUUGGAAUGGGCACAGCCCUUGUGGCUGGGCACGUAUCCAGGCUUGGCAGCUGUGCCCCUUCCUAGAGGAGUCUGACACUUCUGUCCAAUGGGAGCCAGGAGCCCACCACAAACAUUGCUCUCCAGCAUCUCCAGAAAUACUGGGGAGUUGGGCAUUCUCCAUGGUAAGCCCAGCAGGCAGUGGCUGGAAAACUCAGUAGCCACAGUGCUUACAGGCUGGUGCAGUCAUCUUUAGUAAUACUUCCUCUAAGAAUUCUUGUUCCUAUACAAUUUUGGAGUUCAGUAAGACUCUACUUACUGAAACUGUUUUAAAAGGUACAAAUGUGUCUUGGCAAAGAAGAAAAAUACCCACAACUCAAGUAUUUAGGCAACCUAGAAAAUGGGCAAAUUCUUCACAUUCCAAUGCAUCCUUUUGCCAGCCCUCUCUUUUUCUAACAAAAUAUCUGCUACUUUACAUCCUCUAUACAUGAGAAAAUCUAGAUUUUUUCCUUAAUUUAGGACUUACUAUAUUAGCAUACUAACUAUACUUGAAGCCACAUGUUAAAAAAAAAAAUCUUUGGAUGUGCUGUAUUAGCAGUCUUCAAAUUUUCAGUAAACAUAAGUUUGUUCUAGUGAACCAAAUAUAUUAAUUUCCCAUAG
Molecule: messenger RNA, 2530 nt
Organism: Ficedula albicollis (Collared flycatcher)
Lineage: Eukaryota; Metazoa; Chordata; Aves; Passeriformes; Muscicapidae
Gene: RTN4IP1
Product: reticulon 4 interacting protein 1
Exons: 10
Coding region: 11-1084 (357 amino acids)
Cellular component (GO): mitochondrion
Molecular function (GO): oxidoreductase activity; zinc ion binding
Source: RefSeq, a predicted model, not a curated record